GAGCGCGGCAAAGCAAGUAUUAUUCGAAAACAAACCGAAGCGAGAAGAAGUCUGAAGGCGAGUUCGAUAAACGCAAGUUUACCGAAGUUUAUACAUACAAACAAGCUAUUGAGGAAUAUUAUCGAGAGUGUUACGAGAAGAUACAAUAAAAAUGCCAGCAAUCGGAAUUGAUCUAGGUACCACCUACUCGUGCGUCGGAGUUUGGCAACAUGGGAACGUGGAGAUCAUCGCUAACGACCAGGGAAACAGAACGACACCAUCUUACGUGGCCUUCACGGACACCGAGAGGCUCAUCGGCGACGCCGCCAAGAACCAGGUGGCUCUGAACCCCAACAACACAGUUUUCGACGCCAAGAGACUCAUCGGCAGGAAGUUCGAUGACUCCAAGAUACAGCAGGACAUGCAGCACUGGCCCUUCAAAGUCGUCAACGACUGCGGCAAACCCAAGAUCCAAAUUGAGUUCAAAGGCGAGACGAAGAGGUUCGCGCCGGAGGAGAUCAGCAGCAUGGUCCUGACGAAGAUGAAGGAGACCGCCGAGGCUUACCUCGGCAUGGCGGUCCGCGACGCCGUCAUCACCGUGCCGGCCUACUUCAACGACUCCCAGCGGCAGGCCACGAAGGACGCCGGGGCCAUCGCCGGCCUGAACGUCCUACGCAUCAUCAACGAGCCCACCGCCGCCGCGCUGGCGUACGGCCUGGACAAGAACCUCAAAGGCGAGCGAAACGUUCUGAUCUUCGACCUCGGCGGCGGCACGUUCGACGUCUCGAUCCUGACCAUCGACGAGGGCUCGCUGUUCGAGGUGAAGGCGACGGCUGGAGACACGCACCUCGGGGGCGAGGACUUCGACAACAGACUGGUCAACCACCUGGCGGAGGAGUUCAAGAGGAAGUACAAAAAGGACAUCAAGGGCAACUCCCGCGCCCUCCGGCGUCUCCGCACAGCCGCCGAGCGCGCAAAACGCACUCUGUCGUCGAGCACCGAGGCCACCAUCGAGAUCGACGCUCUGCACGAGGGCAUCGACUUCUACACGAGAGUGUCGCGGGCGAGGUUCGAGGAGCUCAACUCGGACCUGUUCCGCGGAACUCUGGAGCCGGUCGAGAAGGCCCUCAAGGACGCCAAGCUCGACAAGAGCUCCAUCCACGACGUGGUGCUGGUGGGCGGUUCCACGCGCAUCCCCAAGAUUCAGAGCAUGCUCCAGAACUUUUUCUGCGGCAAGAAGCUCAAUCUGUCGAUCAACCCGGACGAGGCCGUGGCCUACGGCGCGGCGGUCCAGGCGGCCAUCCUGAGCGGGGAGCAGCACAGCAAGAUCCAGGACGUCCUCCUGGUGGACGUGGCGCCCCUGUCGCUUGGCAUCGAGACCGCCGGCGGCGUCAUGACCAAGAUCAUCGAGCGCAACGCCAAGAUCCCGUGCAAGCAGUCGCAGACGUUCACCACGUACUCGGACAACCAGCCGGCCGUCACCAUCCAGGUGUACGAGGGCGAGAGGGCCAUGACCAAGGACAACAACCUGCUGGGCCGCUUCGACCUCACCGGUAUCCCGCCGGCGCCCCGCGGCGUGCCCAAGGUGGACGUCACCUUCGACCUCGACGCCAACGGCAUCCUGAACGUGUCCGCCAAGGAGAACAGCACCGGGCGCAGCAAGAACAUCGUCAUCAAGAACGACAAGGGCCGGCUGUCGCAGGCCGAGAUCGACCGUAUGGUCGCCGACGCCGAGCGCUACAAAGAGGAGGACGACCGCCAGAGGGAGCGGGUGUCCGCACGGAACCAGCUGGAGUCGUACGUGUUCAACGUGAAGCAGGCGCUUGACGAGGCCGGGGACAAGCUGAGCGAGCAGGACAAGGAGGCGGCACGGCGCGAGUGCGAGGAGGCCAUCCGGUGGCUGGACAACAACACGCUGGCCGACAAGGAGGAGUUCGAGCACAAGCUGAAGGAGGUGCAGCGGGUGUGCUCGCCGGUGAUGAGCAAGAUGCACGGUGGCGGGCCGGGCGCGGGGGCGCAGCAGCAGCAGCAGGCGCACCACACCGGCCCCACCGUCGAGGAGGUCGACUAGAUCUGCUUCUACCUGAGUCUUGACUGUGAUCUCCCACCUCUAGCGUUUAAGUUACCGCGACUGACUUUAGUUUCCUGUGGCGAGUAUUAUUGUAAAUAUUGUGUUAAGAUAUUUAUUUUGUAAAUAUAGGUUAAACUAGUCAAAAAAUAUCUUGUGCAGCUAGGAAUAGUAAAAACAAUAAAUACGUUUAAGUAUUCACUUUA
Molecule: messenger RNA, 2253 nt
Organism: Aricia agestis (brown argus)
Lineage: Eukaryota; Metazoa; Arthropoda; Insecta; Lepidoptera; Lycaenidae
Product: heat shock protein 68-like
Exons: 1
Coding region: 152-2050 (632 amino acids)
Biological process (GO): protein refolding; cellular response to unfolded protein
Cellular component (GO): cytoplasm
Molecular function (GO): ATP hydrolysis activity; ATP binding; ATP-dependent protein folding chaperone
Source: RefSeq, a predicted model, not a curated record